AUGGAGAGAGCAUCCAGCAAACGCGAGUCACUGACUAUGGAAACUCCGCCGACUUCUAGCUAUGCCUCCACGCAGAGCCCUGAGCUCGUUGUUACGCUUCCUUUUCGUUUCCGCCAGAAAUCCAGCGAGAGACCUACACCCACCGAGGAAUCUGCACCCAUUGAGAAGGCUACAAAUGUCGAGAAAUCUACAUCAAGCGAGAGAUCUGAAAAUCUUGCAAGCCAGACAUACAAUACCAGCUUCAGUGCGGCUCUGAGCUCGAUGGACGAUGGUGAAACAGCAUCAGCUCUGCCCCCAGCGUCUUUAGCUGAUUUCCUGCCUCUGGAAGAUACUCCUCCUCCACUGAACAGCCGAGAGUGUCAGACCGACGGAGGCCAUUGA
Molecule: messenger RNA, 381 nt
Organism: Penicillium antarcticum
Lineage: Eukaryota; Fungi; Ascomycota; Eurotiomycetes; Eurotiales; Aspergillaceae
Exons: 1
Coding region: 1-381 (126 amino acids)
Source: RefSeq, a predicted model, not a curated record